Acaromyces ingoldii is the source of this 1340-nucleotide messenger RNA. RefSeq names its product GroES-like protein. The record is from RefSeq and is a predicted model, not a curated record. Gene Ontology annotation, molecular function: oxidoreductase activity, acting on NAD(P)H. The transcript has a single exon. Bases 198 to 1289 code for a protein of 363 amino acids. Lineage: Eukaryota; Fungi; Basidiomycota; Exobasidiomycetes; Exobasidiales; Cryptobasidiaceae.
GACCGGGAAAUUAAACAAUGACUGCCCUCGCGGUGGAGUAGCCUAGCAAAUCAGCAGCGGUUUUGCCGGGUGUCCGACUUAGGCUAAUAGGCUAUCAAGAUUGGAGUAGGCUAACGAGACGUUUCAUGGUGCGCGAGAGUAGCCCGCAGAGCUCUAUAAAGACCGACUCAAAACGCUAGCUACCUCACAGCACAGCAAUGCAAGCACUCACACUCGGACGAGCGCCGGGGACGAUCGAGGUGCGCACCGACGUGCCUGUCCCGCGGCCCGGCGACAACGAGGUCUUUGUGGAGAUCCUCUAUGCUGGAGGGAACCCGCCCGACACCUAUGUCCUCGAUCCCGUCCGUUCUGCCGCCUACCAGCACCCGGACAACGUCAUGGGGUCGGACUUUGCCGGCAUUGUGAGGGAGAGCAACGUCAGUCACAUUGCCGUCGGCGAAAAGGUGUGCGGAUGGCUGCCGGGCAACGCAACAACGAGGGGCUCAUUCGCCCAGUACGCAGUCUGCGACGCCGACCUAGUCAUACGCUGCCCCGACGACAUUCCCAUGGAGCAGCUGGCCGCGCUGCCCUUUUCCUUUUUCACCGCACUUCACGGUCUUGUAUGCGAGCUGAAUGUCGAUCUUCAGAGUGGUAAUAAGGGCCCCGCAGUGCUCGUCUGGGGAGCAGGCACUGCCUGUGGGCAGUAUGCUGUCCAGCUUCUCGUCCAGGCCAAGGUGCCCGUGGUCGCUGUCUCUGCGCAGUCCUCGCUCGAGUCGCUGCAGCGCAAGGGAGUCAGCGCCGCCUAUCCUCGUGAAGACAUUCCACAGACCUGCGCCGCCAUUCGAGAAAGCUGGCCAGACCUCGAGCUCGCCCUCGACUGUUUCGGCUCCACCGAGACCGUGGACGCGUGCGCCAGUGUCCUGCGCCGAGGACACAUGCAUGUGCUGGUUCCCAGCCAGCCGUCGGUCAGUCGACCCGAGGUCAAAGUCACGUUUGCCCUGAUUCACUCGAUGCUUGGCCGUCCCACGGACGUGCUUGGUAUGCUCCCCGUCCCGCCGACGCCCGAGAAGCUGGCUGCCGACUACAAGGUCGCGGUCUCCUAUGCGUCUUUUGACAGGGGACACCUGUACCGCCUCUUGCGACAAGGAGCCAUCCAACCACUCCCGGUGCAAAUCUGGCCACUUGAUGGCACUGCAGAGGCUGAUGACUCCCUCUCGAGGCUCAGCGGCAUCAAGUCGGCGAUCGAACAGGCGGCAGCUGGCCAGACACCCAGCGGCAAGAUUGUGCACCGGGUGGGAACUUCAACAUAGCUAGGAGACGUUGAUCAAUGUCAUAUACCUUCAUAAAUUUAGCAAAAUGCC